GUUAUGUUAAAGGAGUUUAAACUAUUAAUCAUUCUAUUUUCGAGCUGUAGAAGUUGAUUUUUUUUUAAAGCUGUCUUUUCGAUAUUUUUUUUCGAUAGAUUUGCAUGUUUUUGUUAGCUUUUUCUUUCAAAUAAACCGAACAUAAAAUGAGUGAAGUAGGAAACUUUUUUCAAUCUAUGCCUCUUUUUACGAGGUAUUGGUUUUCUCUUUCUUUAUUUUUUCCUUUGCUGGGACGAUUUGGCUUGAUACAUCCUGCUUACUUAAUAUUAGACUAUAGAGCAUUCAUCCAUCAGUUUCAGAUAUGGCGUCCAAUCACAGCUGCAUUUUAUUAUCCUCUUGGUCCAAGUACUGCAUUUUCAUAUAUGUUGAAUCUAUAUUUUCUUUACAAUUACUCAAUGAGACUUGAAACAGGUUUAUUUGAUGGAAAACCCGCUGAAUACCUGUUUCUGCUUCUUUUUAACUGGCUUACACUUGUGGUUUCAUCUUUGGCUUUAAAUAUAUGGUAUUUCAUGGAGGCUAUGAUAUUAAGUGUGCUUUACAUUUGGUGCCAGAUUAAUAAAGAUACAAUUGUUACUUUCUGGUUUGGGACACAAUUCAAAGCUAUUUAUCUACCUUGGGUGUUAUUUGGAAUUAACUUCAUUUUGAGAAGUGGGGGGUUUGAUGAACUACUUGGAAUUUUAGUUGGCCAUUUAUAUUACUUUCUUGCAUACAGUUAUCCUGUUGAGUAUGGUGGUUCAAGCCUUUUACAAGUACCACAGAUCCUGUAUGAUUACUUUCCUAAUCGAAGAAAUGCAUCAGGUGCACCUGGCAACCGAGCUCCCAGAAAUGAAAGACGUGGACAUAGUUGGGGUCAGGGUCAUACUCUAGGAAACUAAAUACAUAAUUAUAAAAUGAUUAAUUUAUUUCUUCUGUUAUGCUAAUGGAAAUGUUAUUGAAUUGACUUUCAGUAAGAGCCAUUGUUUUUCUGAUCCACAUAUCAUUCAUUUUGAUUCUCUUGCAUUCAAGGAAAAAAUUUCCACAAAAAUGUUGUUAAAUUUGCUGAUAGAGAAAUGUUUGAUUUCAAUUAUAUGAAACGUAUGCCCAUAUAUUUCAUACAUUUAUCCUAUGUUCAGCCAUGUUUUCAUUUUGAAAUAUUUUUAUAUGUAUUUUAAACACUUUUCAUUAUUUAUUUUAUUUUUCUGUUCACUGUUGGAUGAAAAAAAUUCUAAUCCACUAUGUAUUCAAUAAAGAC
Molecule: messenger RNA, 1231 nt
Organism: Uloborus diversus
Lineage: Eukaryota; Metazoa; Arthropoda; Arachnida; Araneae; Uloboridae
Gene: Der-1
Product: derlin-1-like
Exons: 8
Coding region: 147-875 (242 amino acids)
Biological process (GO): endoplasmic reticulum unfolded protein response
Cellular component (GO): endoplasmic reticulum membrane; Hrd1p ubiquitin ligase ERAD-L complex
Molecular function (GO): misfolded protein binding; ubiquitin-specific protease binding
Source: RefSeq, a predicted model, not a curated record